AUGUCGGACUGGGAAGCUGAUAGCGACGAGGAGUUCCGCGCCGGAAGCCGGCCGCCAGCGCCUCCAUUGCUCGAGUGGCAGCCGGCGAUAGCCCCCGUCCAGGGCCGGAGGAGCCCAGCGCCCCCGGCGGGCAGCAGAGGGCGAAGCGGAGCCCCCGGGCUCUGCGCUGAGGACCAGGAGAAGACGUCGGCCCGGCGAGGCAGGAGAAUGCUGGAGGGUUCGCGGCCGUUCCCUGCACCCCGGGAUCCCUGGCUGUCGGGCCCCCUGGAAUAUCGGCCCCGCGGCCCCCCCAGGGAUCGAGGCUUGGGGGUGCCGCUCUGCUUCCACCUGGACAACGCCUUGAUCGGGACCAUCAUCGUGCAUUUUGUAACAGGUCGGGCUGGAACUAAAAUAAGAGAACUUGAGGAUUCUUCAGGUUCUAAAAUACAGGUUAUAAGAGGAACAUAUGAAGCUGAAGUAAAGAUUUUUGGCAGUAAUGAUACACAGAACAAAGCCAAAAUGUUGAUCGAUGAUCUUGUUAAGAGGUAUGGCCAAUAUUACCCCAGAGACUGGACUGAGAAAGGUUCCCUUCAACACAAGGAUUUUGGCACUAGUUAUUCCACUGAAAGUCAUCGUGAUCUUGUCAAGUCUGGAAAUGUCCCACAGAAAUCAGUGAUUAACUGGGCAUCUCUUCGAGAAAAUAAAGCUAAAUAUGAAGCUAUGAAGUGGGCAGAUUUGCCUCCAAUUGAGAAAAACUUUUAUAAAGAAUCACAAAAGACUGCUUCCAUGCCACAAGAAGAAGUGGCGAAGUGGCGAAAAGAAAAUAAUAAUAUCAUUUGCGAUGACUUGAAAGAAGGUGAGAAGCGCCAUGUUCCUAAUCCUGUUUGUAAAUUUGAAGAUGCAUUUCAAUAUUAUCCUGAUGUUAUGGCAAAUAUCAGAAAAGUUGGCUUUGAGAAUCCUACGCCAAUUCAGUCACAGGCUUGGCCAAUCAUACUUCAAGGAAUUGAUCUCAUUGGUAUAGCACAGACUGGUACUGGGAAAACAUUAGCUUAUUUAAUGCCUGGAUUCAUUCAUUUGGAUUCACAACCAAUCCCAAGAGAUCAGCGUGGUGGGCCAGGUAUGUUGGUCCUCGCUCCCACUCGAGAACUAGCUCUUCAGGUGGAGGCAGAGUGCUCAAAGUAUACAUACAAAGGAAUUAAAAGUAUUUGCAUAUAUGGUGGUGGGGAUCGAAAAGGACAGAUAAAGAUGGUUACCAAAGGUGUGGAUAUUGUUAUUGCUACUCCUGGUAGACUGAAUGACCUUCAAAUGAACAACUUCAUAAAUCUGAAGAGCAUAACAUACUUGGUUUUAGAUGAGGCUGAUAGGAUGUUGGAUAUGGGAUUUGAACCUCAAAUAAUGAAGAUCUUACUAGAUGUACGCCCUGACAGACAAACAAUCAUGACUAGUGCUACUUGGCCAGAUGGUGUUCGCCGCCUUGCAAAAUCGUAUUUGAAAGAUCCUAUGAUCGUAUAUGUCGGCACUCUUGAUUUAGCGGCAGUAAAUACAGUAGAGCAGAAAGUUAUUAUUAUCCCAGAAGAAGAAAAGAGAGCUUUUACACGCUACUUCAUUGAUACUCUGAAGCCUAAGGAUAAAGUCAUCAUAUUUGUGGGAAAGAAACUUACAGCUGAUGACUUAUCAAGUGAUUUUAGUCUCCAAGGAAUUCCAGUUCAGUCCCUUCAUGGCAACAGAGAACAGUGUGAUCGAGAACAAGCUUUGGAUGACUUUAAGAAAGGCAAAGUGAGGAUACUGAUAGCUACAGAUUUAGCAUCCCGUGGGCUUGAUGUACAGGAUAUUACUCAUGUUUUCAAUUUUGAUUUUCCUCGGAACAUUGAAGAGUAUGUUCAUAGAGUAGGUCGUACUGGACGAGCAGGACGCACAGGGGAGGCUGUAACACUUGUCACUAGGAAUGACUGGAGGAUUGCGUCUGAGCUGAUCAGCAUUCUUGAAAGAGCAAAUCAAGUAAGAAUAUUUACCUUAGCAGGGCAAUGUCUACAUAGCUCUCAAUUGUUUAAAUAUGAGUAG
This is a messenger RNA of Gopherus evgoodei (Goodes thornscrub tortoise), 2040 nucleotides long. RefSeq names its product DEAD-box helicase 43 (gene DDX43). Bases 1 to 2040 code for a protein of 679 amino acids. NCBI's taxonomy places the organism in Eukaryota, Metazoa, Chordata, Testudines, Testudinidae. The transcript has 15 exons. The record is from RefSeq and is a predicted model, not a curated record. Gene Ontology annotation, molecular function: RNA binding; ATP binding; RNA helicase activity.